Molecule: messenger RNA, 2336 nt
Organism: Fimicolochytrium jonesii
Lineage: Eukaryota; Fungi; Chytridiomycota; Chytridiomycetes; Spizellomycetales; Powellomycetaceae
Exons: 5
Coding region: 264-2297 (677 amino acids)
Molecular function (GO): protein binding
Source: RefSeq, a predicted model, not a curated record
GUCCAAGAAACGCACCCGAGAGAACGCGCGCCAACUUGAAGGUCUUGAAAAGCUCCAGUGUUGAACAACCACCGGCCUAAAGCUACGUAGAAAGUCUCAUCCCUCUGGGCUGCAGAACCCUGCGCAGUGUUCCCGGUCGUAAUCCUCUUGCUGUCGACUUUCGAAGAUCGGACUGUCGGUACUCGCCACUUGUUCUCGCCGUCAAAGCACGGCAAAAGAUACCCCUCCCGCUACAUUACCCGUGAGCAUAAAGCACGGAAACGAUGAUGGCUGCAGGAGACUCCCCGCGGAACUCAACUUCCGCACCCGCAAGGGCUUCAACCGCUCCUGACGUCCUUCGUACGAGGAAUAAGAAAAGGGACGACGCGAUAAGGAAGAAGGUCGAGCAGGAACUAAACAGGAAGAAGACGACCCGACGUGGUGGACAGCCCGGAAACACCACCCCUCGUCGGCCAAAGACCGGCACUGUCUCAUCUCUUCGACCAGCCCCCGCCAUCAUCAUCCUCGAAACUUCACGUAUCGUCCAAGCGGCCCAGCUUAUGGCCGCCAAGAGGACCGACGCUGUUCUUGUCGUCAACACCGAAGGGUCCCUGAGUGGUAUUCUUACUGACAAAGACAUUGCUUACCGCGUCGUGGCGCCUGGUUUGGAUGUCCGCACAACUCUCGUGUCCGCGGUCAUGACCCCAAACCCGAUCUCUGUGUACGACAAGGGCAACAGGAACGAGGCGUUGAAUAUCAUGGUGUCUCGUCGGUUCAGGCACUUGCCCGUCAUCAGCGACGGCCCCGGUGGCGGCAAUGGGGGCGACGAUGAUGAUCAGGAGGAGACGACCUCUGAGUUUGGUGCGUCCACCAGCGUAGUCGGACUUCUGGACAUUACAAAGUGUGUGUUUGAACGUCUGGACGAUCUGGAACGCAAAGUCAACGAGGACGAGAACAUUAUCAGCGCCAUGGAGGCCCUCGAACGACGUGGCUCGGUAGCUUCCGAGCACGUCGGCCGGGUUCGCAGUCAACACGGCUGCCCGGACGUGGGGACGGUGCUCUCGACCAUGGAAAUUGAGCAUAUGGACCACAUGGUCCCCGAGAUCUCCAUCAAAGCGACCGUUCGUGACGCUGCAAAGGCUAUGAAGGAAAACCAUCAAACGGCUGUUUUGGUCAGCGCUGGGGAGAUGGAUGAGCGAAUUGGUGGAAUAUGUACGACCAAGGAUAUUGUUUUGCGGGUUUUGGCUGCCAGUCUGGAUCCCAAUACGACUUCUGUCGUCAGAGUGAUGACACCCCACCCGGACUCGGUGGCCACAGAAACUUCGAUUUUGGACGCACUCAAGAAGCUUCAUGCUGGUCAUUACCUGCACCUGCCGGUCGUGGACGCCGGGACCCCGGUCGGUCUGGUGGACGUGAUGACACUCACAAUUUCCAUGUUGACAUACCUCAUAAGCAAAGACGGAACAGCACCCGACCCCAACGCAGCCCCCGGCGAGUCCGGCCCCAUGUGGAACAAAUUCUGGAACUCCACAUUCUCCGGCACAAUGGAAAGCGAAUCCGACCGCCAUUCGCAAGCCUCCGACUCGAUAACCGGAUCCGCCGUCUCCUACCCACCGCCUCCACCACCCUCGGAGCGCACAUCCUCAUACGCGAUGCCCCGCCCCGGGUCAAUGUACGACAGCAUGCCCGGGCGCGGCUUCGACGAAAUGUCCCACGGCGGGGGCUCGACCGUCUUCUCGAAAGCGGUGGACGAUGUCAACUUUGCGUUCAAGCUCCGUGAUGGAGCUACGGGAAAAGUAUACCGCUUCGCCUCCCGACGGGAUUCCUACGAAGAGCUCGUGGAGAGGGUACGCCAGAAGAGCGGCGCAGACGAGACCACCGACCUAAAGAUUACCUACAUCGACGACGAAGGGGACGUCAUCUCCAUCACGACCGACAAAGACCUCGAAGAGGGCGUGCAGAUGGCCGUCAGCGCAGGCUGGAAGCGCCUCCUACUCUUCAUCGGCGACAUCCCGACCGACAACACCGUCGCGCUGUUGGGCAGGUCGACAGACCAUAUUGACGAUUCAGUCAGCUCCGUCUCAGCUCAUUCCUCGCCUGCGAUGCUGAGGCGUCGGGUCACGUCGUCACACCCGCAAUCGGGAACGUAUGAUGAGCGAGCUAUGUCGUUGAACGAACUCGGCGGUGUGGCCGCUGCGCAUGAGAACGAACACCCUGCACUGAAAUUCAUGCGCGAAGCGCCGAUGCCCGUAAAUGUAGCCAUAUCGGCGGGGAUCGUGAUGGCUAUGGGCGUCAUCUUCAUCAAGAUGAUCAAGUAAUUUUUUUUUUGUUUUGCGAACCGUUAUGUGAGCUCCGCC